Molecule: messenger RNA, 2068 nt
Organism: Schistosoma haematobium
Lineage: Eukaryota; Metazoa; Platyhelminthes; Trematoda; Strigeidida; Schistosomatidae
Exons: 8
Coding region: 1444-1764 (106 amino acids)
Source: RefSeq, a predicted model, not a curated record
AACUGCGGAAAUAGAGUUUGUCUGACCACGGCGGUAGUUUUUUGCUCCUAAUGUUGUCCUUAGUGGAGCGAGAAUUCGGGGUUGUGUGCACAAAAGUUGUUCAUUCACCUUGUGAUGUUGAAAUUAAUUGUGAUAUUGAAAAUAAGUGUCUUAACUCCUCCAAUCGCUUUGCUGAAACGUCAUGUGACGACUUUGAAGGGAACCCCCUAGAAAUUGAAAAAAUAGCGAACUUAUCAAUUGAGUCAAGUUUUACUGAUUCACAAAAAGAAUCUACAAUGCCACGCUCAAGAUUCUUCGACUUUACAGGACUCAAACCUCUGGAGCAGUAAGUUUAGUAUUUUCGAAACACUUUCAGUAAACCUGUUGGAGGAUAUGUCGAUAACGUACUUUAUUUUGUACGUGAAAAGGGUGAACAGUUGAUUGGGUUAUUUCCAAGGACUAAGACGUCCAAAAGAAUUCUACGCAUUAGUUCAGAGUUUAAUGUUGAUGUAAAUCAUUCAAUUAAAGUAUUAUCUCAAGAAUCAAUGCUUUCUUUUCCUGUAAGACAAAAUACAUGACUUGUAAGUUUCAGAAUUUCGUUUGCACUUUUGAGUGCAUGUACAAACUGUCUCACGGGGUAUUCCAAGCUCGAUAUGAAACAUGUGAAGACAAAGUACUUAGUCCCCCUCCAUCUUUUGUUUCUGGAGAAUUGGUUUGUCUAUUUUUCUAUUAGUACUCAUUUCAGACUGUGAAUAUCGCGCCCUACAAGUCUAAUGAACUGAUCUCAAACCUUUUGGAGGAAAUACGCAUUUUAAAAGUAAAAGUAGUAUUAUGUUAAUUAACAGGAUUUAUAUCGAGCUUACGAGUGCGACUCAUCAGUUUGGCUAGCAAACUCUAUGGUUAAUAGUGAACAGGUCAAGGCUGAGUUUCCGAAUAUAUUCGAAUCAGGUAAACUUCCAGUUAUUAUUUCAAGAACUAGUUAAACCAAUUAAAGUUGAUCGACCUGAUGGAAAUGCUUAUGGUGUUAAUUUUAAUCACCUGCUUUCUGGACGAAAAUUGGAUUCAUCUGAAGCUAUUUGGAAUCUAGUUAAAGGAUCGCCAGAUAAACUCACCUUCAGAACCUGCGUUGAAAGUGCUUUUGAGUAUUUAGUCGGCAAAAGUGAGCUAAUCUAUCUUGCUAGCCACAACCAUACUCAACUCGCUUGCAGACUACGUCAUCUACACGAUCCCACAGAAACAUACGGUCAAAAUCCCUGUGGACUUCUUAAUUUUGGUAUCGAAACCCUUAUCGAAAUUGGUCUCCAUAAAGUAAUAAACGACUGUGUUUAUCUUCUCGAGAGUAUAAUUCCAGAGUCGUAUACAUUUUUUGAAAGAGACAAACAAAGUGGAUGGAAUUUAGAAAGUCAAUGGGAUGUAUUACACCAUUUAUAUAAGUCCGUAUCAUUUUUGUUAUGUCUUGGAUCAAUGAUAUCGAAAUCAUCUUUAAUUUCUGAAUUAAGAAAAAUUAUGGCUCAAAAAUCGCAAAAAAAUGAAUGGAAAUCUGCACUGUACGAGCCUAAUAAUAAGCCAUUUUGUAUGACUCAUAGUUUCUCUCUACUUGUAUCUGAGUUAGUUGUCCCGCUAUCGGAGUUAUCUCCAGAUCUUUGGAUUAUGCGCAUAGAUGGCAAGCAUCCUGUGCCAACAUCAAUACGCAUUAUUUACGAAUCGGUUACAAAAGACGGACUAGAACAGUAUGCAUGCCAUAAGUUACGAAUGAUUGACAGUUACUGGCCAAAUAUGUCAUAAUUUUGUGUGUUGUACUCAUUUCAGAUCGGAUUCUUUAUUGAUUAGCUAUAUGUUCUAUCAGACAACAGAUGACAAAUAAUAUAAUUUAUUUGAGUUAUUUACUUGAAGAUAUUUUGCAAUAUAUAGUCUUCCCAUAUAUAUAUAUAUAUAUAUAUAUAUAUAUAUAUAUAUAUAUAUAUAUUCUUUUUCAUAAGCAUAUAUUUAACCUUCAAAUUUUCAUAAAUCAUAUCAUGAUGAAUUGUAUGUAGUAGUUUGUUGGGGCAUCCUUGUGACUUGUUCCUUGAAAAAUGAAAUUUUUGGGUUG